Aspergillus vadensis CBS 113365 is the source of this 1226-nucleotide messenger RNA. RefSeq names its product short-chain dehydrogenase. The transcript has a single exon. Lineage: Eukaryota; Fungi; Ascomycota; Eurotiomycetes; Eurotiales; Aspergillaceae. The record is from RefSeq and is a predicted model, not a curated record. Bases 217 to 1203 code for a protein of 328 amino acids.
GCCAGUUUUCAGCAGGCUGAGCUAGAGCUAGCUGAGUGUCAACGCUAACAACCGAGCCGGUCAGUUCUAUAGUAGCGCCGGUUGGUCCGCUCGUCUAAACAUGUAUAACGAUUGACGGGGCUAAACAUACCCUGCAGGGGUCUCUCCCACGAACCCAGCACAUAAAUAUGUGACUGAAUCGCCAUCUCACAGCACCAACUAUUAUCAGCCUCCACAAUGGGAGCCCAAUUCUCUCAAUUCUUCCCUCCCCGCCCAACCUUCACCCCCGGUGACCUCCCCCAGCAAUCGGGCAAAGUGGUGCUCAUCACCGGCGGCGCAUCAGGCAUCGGCUUGGAAGUAGCCAAGGUCCUCUUCCGCAAAGGCGCCAAAGUCUACAUAGCAGGACGAUCAGAGUCCGCUGCACAGGCGGCCAUCCAGGCCAUCCUGAAGUCCGCCCUGGAGACUUCCAAGUCCAGCACAGGCGAGCUACAUUUUCUCGAACUGCAUCUAGACGACCUCUCUACCAUCAAGGCCACUGCAUCUACCUUCCGCAGCAAGGAAUCCAAGCUCGAUCUCCUCUUCAACAAUGCCGGCGUGUCCCAACCUCCGCUCGGCAGCGUCUCCAAACAAGGCAUCGAGCUCCAACUCGCAACAAACUGUCUGGGCCCAUUCCUCCUCACUCAGCUCCUAACCCCCCUUCUUGAAGCUGCAGUGUCAUCCGAGUCCAGCAUCCCCGGCUCCGUCCGCGUCAUCUGGACAAGCAGCCAAGUCGCCGAACUCUCCGCUCCGCCUGAAGGCAUCAUCAUGUCGGAGCUAACCAACCCUCCGAAAGACGCCGUGCGGAACUACGUCACCUCCAAGCUGGGCAACUGGUUCCUGUCCACGGAAAUGGCCCGUCGGUACGGCGAGAAGGGCAUCGUCAGCGUAGCGCAGAAUCCGGGCGCAGCUAAUACGAAUCUCUUGAGGAAUGCGCGCUGGAUGAAGAUCCUUUCUUGGCCGCUGCUGCAUAGUCCGGCUUUGGCGGCUCAUACGGUGCUGUAUGCGGGGCUAUCGGGGGAUUUGGGGCUAGAGAAUAAUGGUGCGUAUGUUGUUCCUUGGGGAAGGGUUCAUGAUGCUGUGGCGCCGGGGUUGUUGGAUGCGAUGAAGAGUAAGGAGGAGAGUGGGACGGGGAGGGCGUGUGAGUUUUGGGAGUUUUGUGAGGAGAGGACAAGAGAUUAUAUGUAGAGAGGAUUUGAAGGGAUUCCCAC